AUGGUUAAUGAGCGCAAUGACGAUGCUUUUCAAUUAGUUAAAUAUAAUUCACGCCGGCAACGUACGAAAGCUCAAUUACAUGUCAAUAGUAAGCCAGUAAUUGUUGAAUGUGACUCUGUCGAUGAAAUUCUUGAUAAAAUAAACAGUGCUUUGUUGAAAUUUAAAGAAUCGCAGUUUCAUCAAACGUUAAUUAACGAAGUGAAAAAGAUUUUGAUAACUUUGAAUUCGACUGGUAACAGUUGGUCAGAACUGGAAUGCCACACGACAAAUACUUUACUUAAGCAGACUGCGUAUUAUAUAUACAAGCUAAAACCGUACGUUACUGAAAUUGUAUUAAGGAAUAAUUUUGAAUAUACAAAUAUAUUUAAUGGAACUUCUUUACAUAUAUUUUUAAAAGACAAAUUGGGUAAGAUUCCUGUAGAUUUCUGGGACAAAACGACAUCCUUACUGUGCGGUGACAACGAUCCUGAAUUUAUCGACAGUCCUUAUAAUUUUCAAGAAGAAAAAUGAAAAGCAAUCUCUCCUUAUUGCGUUUAUUAGCAAGUGAAAUACGCAAGACGUCGUCGCAAAGUCAACUAAAAAAUAAUAUAACCA
This is a messenger RNA of Ceratosolen solmsi marchali, 594 nucleotides long. RefSeq lists its product as uncharacterized. Bases 1 to 510 code for a protein of 169 amino acids. The record is from RefSeq and is a predicted model, not a curated record. Lineage: Eukaryota; Metazoa; Arthropoda; Insecta; Hymenoptera; Agaonidae. The transcript is spliced from 2 exons.